Mobula hypostoma (lesser devil ray) is the source of this 6352-nucleotide messenger RNA. It is a transcript of the gene taf1c, whose product is annotated as TATA-box binding protein associated factor, RNA polymerase I subunit C. Lineage: Eukaryota; Metazoa; Chordata; Chondrichthyes; Myliobatiformes; Myliobatidae. The coding region runs from base 29 to 2995 and encodes 988 amino acids. Gene Ontology annotation, biological process: transcription by RNA polymerase I. Gene Ontology annotation, molecular function: RNA polymerase I core promoter sequence-specific DNA binding. Gene Ontology annotation, cellular component: fibrillar center. The record is from RefSeq and is a predicted model, not a curated record. The transcript is spliced from 14 exons.
GUGGUCGGCGCGCGUCCUGGUCGCUCACAUGGCCAGCGCUUUCCCCUAUUCCCUCUUCCCCACUUUCUACAGCCCGGGCCCCAUCGAUGCGCAGAGGCGAGAGCUUGGAUCCUGCGGGAAAUAUGAACGUGUCCAGCCGUUCGUGGCGGAGACUGGCGACCAGCAGGCAUCAGAAUUGAAAUGGGCAGCCUUAAAAUGUUUGAAACGAGAGAACUGGGAACCAUUGGAACCAGUUCCAAUUCCACUACUUCCAGCCAAAACAGGGUGCAAAUUCCGUCCAGUAAGCCUAGAAGAGCUGACUUACACUGGCAGGAUAAUGACAGGUGGAAAAACAGAGGCAAUGACAAUGGCCCCACUUAAUUUCACAGAGCAGAUGGCUAACUUCUUCCUUGAUCAUUAUAAUGAUGCCUUCAGCUCAAUGGGCAAGCUGCUAGAAGAGCACUUUUACUUUGGUGAAUCUGUUCUCAGGGGAAACGCAAGGAAGACAGCAGUCAAUGUAAACCAUUUGAGAGCAUUCACAGAGCGUGUAAAAAAGAGAGGAUGCCCACUUUCUAGUGCGAGUAAACAUGCGAGACUUUUAAAUCUGUUGCUGCGGGAGUCUAUUUUUGACAUUCCACCAGACUUACUGGCAGAAAAUAUUCAUGAAGAAAUGAAGAUUCAAAGGAACAAACUUCUGUUUGAUCACUCUGCCACUGGAGGAGCUCUGGUAUAUUGCCCCUUUUCCGAAGGGGCCAAUUCUGAAGAUGGAUGUUUGAUCUAUCCUGGCAGCAACUCCAUGAACUUUCUGAAUUUCCAUAAAGUUGCACUGAGUUAUGAUCAAGAUAAAAUGCCAAAAUUGAACAUGAAAUUUAAGCCAGUGAAAUUUGAACUGAAGGGUAGAAUUCACCAAAUCAACUCUAGUGCUUUGGAGGAAGAAGUUUUUGUAGGGGUUCGCUCUGACUACCAUUGUGGAGCAUGGAAACUCUCCGGUGAAAUAAAUCCAGCUGCCUUACAAGUGGUUCAGACAGAAGAAGUGGCUACAUGCAUUAAUGUCAGCCCUCAUGUGCCUGGAGAGCUGGUAAUUGCCAGUGAGUGUGGAGCUGCCUAUCUUUGGGUCCUGGACAAAGGCCUUCAGAAAAUAAGAAAGGAAACAGAGAACCUGUACUUCAAUGCUCAGUUACCAUGGAGGUGGUGUGACUUCACAGCUCACCCACGGGUGUAUAUGUAUGCUGAUAGAACUGGACUGGACUUAACUGAUGUGAGGACUGGUGAAGGCUAUAACCAAACCUUGUUUAAGGUAGGAGCUGCUGCUGACUGCCAAAAAGGUGAACGUGUGAUUCUUCCCAAACACCUCCGUGAUGUAAAUCCAUACCAUCACCUAAUUACAACACAGUAUUCUGCUUACAUUGUUGAUGAACGAUUCUCUACUGUUCCUGUUCUAAAAUGGGACCACACCUUGGACUCGCCACCAAUGUUUGCACAAGUCACCAAUGGGGCAGUAAGGAACAGAACGAACAAGAUUGUUUUGGGGACUCAACGCACUCAGGAGGUGUUGCUUCUGCAGUAUUCAGGUGGGACACAGAUGCCUUGCCAAUCAUUUGGGCCUCCACAGAAACUCUCCACUAUUUAUGAUAUAAUGCAACACCUGCCAGUCAGGAGACCUCACUCACAUGAAAUGGUUGCUGAGAGACUGCACUCUGCUGGGGCAGGACUUGCGACACUUUACCACACUCGUGGCAAAAAGACCCUGUCAGUGUUUCAGCUGUCUGCAGCAGGAGACCUAUUUUACCAGACAUUGGUCCCUCGGAACUUGUCAGCUAACGGGAAAAGGACAUUGAAAGACUCAGGAAUGAUAGCUGAAAGUGAACAUGAACCAAACACAGCUACUUUGGGUGAAAAGGUACAGUCAGUAAACUGUGGUACAGAACCAAGUCGUGAUGAAGCACAAGAUUUAGUACCAGGUGAGAGUGAAAGGCAGGAAGAAGCCUCUUCACUGAGGGCAGUAGACAAACCGAGAUUCCAGUCAUCGAUCAAGCAGAUUACUAAGACACCUUUAACACCCAGUUCUGCUACUCUUAUCAUGUGUAGAAGGUGGAUGAACUCAUUCUUAAAAAAGCAACAGAAAUUUCGAAAUGGUUUUGAAGAGCCACAGAAGCAUUCUGUCAUCAGUACAAAGCGCAUGUUCUCACAUAAAGCAUUUUUGAAGGAUAAUGAAUUAAAUGACACAUACAAAGAAAUGUGGAAUAAAAUGAAAGCGGUUAUGGAAAAAAAGCAAGUGCUUUGCCAAAAUACUUUUCCAAUACUUGAUCCUGUUAGUGUUCCAGAUGUUGUGGAUCCCUCAGUGUGGAGGGAUGAAUUGAGUGAAAGACUUACAGCAUCAUGGGAAGGUAAGUGGAAUGAGUGGUGGGCAGAAAAAUUAGAUGUGAACCGGGACAAAAAGGUCCGAGCUUUGCGAGCAAGAAGAAGACUGGAAAAGUUAUCUCGAGCAGGACGACGCAGAGGACUGUCCGGGAGCUUCACAUCCUCAGUGUCUAAUUUGUCGGACUUCAGUGAUUUUUCGGGUUGGAGUAGGUCUUCUGUGCUGGAUUCAGAGCAGAGUGACUACUUAUCUGGUGCAGAAAGUAAUGUUCUGUCAAAAAAAUCUCUAGAAGUAUCAAAUGCGAGUGUUAAUGAAAAUCUUGGACGAGAAGUGGAUCUUCAAUCCAGUGUGUCUGUAGUAGAACAAAACCAAACACCAACACCCACAUUUCCACAAGAAAGGCAGUUGGUCAGUAUUCCCAAGGAAAGAAAGAGAAUUCUUCAAAAUUACUUAGCUGCACUAGAAGAUCUCACACCCCAGUCUUCUCAAGGAGAUGAUGGAAUAGAUGGGUUUUUACCAUUAGCUACCUCUACACAAUUGUCACAUGUUGGAUCUUUACAAAUGGCAUCCACUAGUGAAAUGUCCUUCCUUCCAAUGCCUCGAAGUCAGCCCGGAUCAUCUCAGCCAAAAAGGAAAAGAGCCAGAAUGGGUUUUUAGAAACAUUGUGAUAUGUUGAAGCCUGCCACGCAUCUGAAACAAAUAUUUAACUCAAUCAUUUAUCUUGUGAAACAAUUCUUGUCUUGUGGGAUUUUUAGAAAUUUCCACUUUAAUGCUGCUGAUGUUUUAUCUUCAUAUUGGUUACUUUACACUCAAAGAACAUUUAUAAUUUUAAAAAAAAUUUGAUAAAGUUGAUUCAACACUUUUUGUCCUGUAGACAAUUGUCAUGUGUUUCCUUCUGGGCCAAAAUUAUAACUAAAUUGUGAUUUGAAAGAUGAUUUGAGUGUUUUUAUAAAAUCUGAAAUAUGUAUGCAAGUGCAAACUUUUUCUCUCCCUGCAUUUUUUUAAAAAGAGCUUAUUUGCAAAAAACUAUUUAAUAAUUGUCAAAGUUUAUGUUUAGUACUUGGAACAUUUUGUGUAACUAAAUUCCUAAUAACAAUAAGAAGUAUGAUUCAGGGCUUAAAAUUCUAUUUCAGUACCAUCUUAAAUCAAGGAACCAUUAAGUAUUUUUAUGGACCUCUUUUAAAUGUGUCAAAUAUUCCAAAGAUUGCAGUAAUACAGUAUACAUUUGGCUCAGAACCAUUAGAACUCCAAUCUUCAGACAGUGCUGUAAAGGAAUUUUACUGUUAAACUGAAUUGUUAACACCAGAUGGCAGGUUGCUUUAAGUAUGACACUGCUGUGAGGAGCACAGAAGGCAUUGGUCCGAUUGCAUUUGAAAUACUGUGAGCAAUUUUGGGCCCCAUAUGUGGGUGUAUUUUGUUUUUGUUUAUUGACAUACAGUGAGCCCUUCCGGCCCUUUGAAUAUGGCCACCCAGCAAUCCCCUAAUGUUUUAAUCUGAUCCUAAUCACAGGAUAAUUUACAAUGACCAAUUAACCGGUACAUCUUUGGACUGUGGGAGGAAACCCACACUGUCACGGGGAGAAUAUACAAACUCCUUACUGGAAGCGGUGGGAAUUGAACCUGGGUCACCUGUACUAUACAGCAUGGUGCUAACCACUAUGCUACUGUGCUGCACCUGGACAGGUGUACAGGUCCUGGAGAGGGUCCAGAAGAAGUUCACAAGAACAACCCCAGGCUUAUAAUAUGAGGGGGUGUUUGAUGGCUUGGGCCUGCUUUGGAUGGAGUUCAGAAGAAUGAAGGGGGAAUCUCAUUGAAACCUGCUGGAUAUUGAAAGGUCCAGAUAAAGUGGGAAUGAAUCAUAUACUAGUGGAAACGUUAUCGCUGAGGGCACAUCCUCAGAAUAAAGAGGCAUUAAAAUGGAUGAAAAGCCAGCAGGUUGUGAAUUCCUGGAAUUAUCUGCCACAGAGGGCUGUGCAGACCGAAUCAUUUAAGGCAGAGAUUGAUCAAUUCUUGAUUGGUAAAGGAGUUAAGAUUAAAUGCAGAAGACAAGAGAAUGGGAUUGGAAAAAAAAUGACCAUGAUUAACUGGUGGAGAGGCCUUUGUAUGGCCCAAUUCUGCUCAUAUCUUAUGGGCUUGUAGUCUGACAAACAUCAUCAAAAUACCAUCUCUUAAAUUCAUUUUAUUUGUUUUCGCUCCUUAUAAAUGUUGUUAUUAAUAAUUCUCCGGGGUCUUUCAGGUAUGUCUUAAACUUUAUCUGUCUUAGCUUGAUCUGUUGCUUUGUUCCACUGUUUAUUUUAAUGUAACCGUCUAUAUUACUUUACCAGGGUAAGGGUCUGGUUUCUGUGGUCUUUCCACACAAGUGUUACGGUAAGGAUUCGUCCCAAAUGAUUUGCAUCUAGUCCUUAAAUCUAUUUUUCUUGUGCAUGAGAAUUGGGCUCGAUAGUAAAGUGUAGUUUGAUGAGUAUCUAGAAAAAAUGUGGCAUGUUAUUUUUUUAUUUUCAUAAGGCUUUAUUCAAAUGCAAUGUCAUUGAAUAGUUGAUCCGUAAUCAUUUUAACAUCAUUGUGAAUUUACUAAGAACGUCAGAACAUUCAAAUAACAGGUAAUUGACCCGAGAUGCUGUUUCUGUUUUCAGACCUGCUGAUGCUUCCUGUAUUUCCUUUAUUUAAAACAUUUAAAAUGAAAGUUGAGUUAAUUGUCAAAUGCACAUGUACAUGUUCGCAUAGGUGAAAUGAAAAUUUGUUUGGGCACAUAGCAUCAGAUACACAACACACACUAAAUGCUGGUGGAACUCAGCAGGUCAAGCAGCAUCUCUGGAAAUGAAUAAAAAGUCGAUGUUUUGGGCCGAGACCCUUCUUCAGGAAAGGAAUGGGGAAGACACCAGAAUAAAAAGGUGGGGGUAGGGGAAAGACAACAAGCUAGAAGAUGACGGAUACAAUACAUUUGCACAAACAUAAAUUGUACUAAAUUAACAUUACAUCUGGGGAUUCAAGAUAGAGUGGAUCAGGCAGACCGUCAUGCACAAGUCCCUGGACAAUCGGGGCAGGAACGUCCCCAAUGUCGCCCUCACCCUGUUGGCCAGCUUCGUGUGUGGCUGCAUCAGGUUGUGUGUAGAGCCCAGAUAUGUGGGCACCAAGUACCACUAUAUGCCCAGGUUCUACCUGUCGCCUUCGCUACGAAGGAUGUGUCUGGCUCCAUUCCCACGCAACGCCCCAGUCAGCUGGUUGUUGCCGCCAUACCUGUCCUUCGUAGAAAAGUUCUUCCAGGAGGACGCCUUUGACCACAGGGCCAUCAGGCAGUGGUCUGUGCGUAAAUGUUCUGCAGGAGGAGGACGUGAUGGACACAGUGGGGUGGUUCCCUGAGCAGACUGUCCAGUACAUCAGGCAAAAUGCCUCAUCGCCAGACCUCACCAACAGGCAGGCACCAGGACCUCACCUGGCUGGUGGUGAGAGGGGCCCUCCCAGUCAAAUCCCUCCUGUACACCCGGAACGUCACCUCCACACCCUGCUGCCCACGGGAGGACUGUAGUGAGGAGGAGUCUUUGACCCACCUCUUUGCACACUGUCAGUUUGCAGAGAAGGUGUGGAGGAGGAUGGACGGGCUAGUGUCACGUUUCAUCCCUGGCAGCUGCGGAACAAAGGAUUCUCUGAUCUACGGGCUGUUCCUGGGGACGCACACGGAGACCAACAUCCGGUGUUGCUGGUAGAUCAUCAACUCGGUGAAAGACUUGAUGAUCUACCAGCACAUGGAGAUGUCCGUGGCAGAAUACUGCCGACUGGCACAUUCUCGGCUGCAGGAGUACGUGCUGAGGGACACACUGAAAACUCGGUGCAACCACGGCAAGAGCCCAGUGGGGAAGGACCACAGUAUAGGUUCUUCCUUCACCCGCGGGAGUGGGAGGGGUCGGGUAGCGGGGUGUAGACCCCUCAACAAUGGUGUGGUAAGGUGAACAACUGGAGUGCCAUGUGGGUGGCCAAAGUAUGGAUAUGUAGAAACCAUAAGGGAAAUGUAUGUAAA